This is a messenger RNA of Myzus persicae (green peach aphid), 953 nucleotides long. RefSeq names its product nascent polypeptide-associated complex subunit alpha (gene Nacalpha). Gene Ontology annotation, biological process: protein targeting to membrane. Gene Ontology annotation, cellular component: nascent polypeptide-associated complex; cytoplasm. The record is from RefSeq and is a predicted model, not a curated record. NCBI's taxonomy places the organism in Eukaryota, Metazoa, Arthropoda, Insecta, Hemiptera, Aphididae. The coding region runs from base 137 to 766 and encodes 209 amino acids. The transcript is spliced from 3 exons.
UCGAUAAUACCGAAUUCGGUCUUCGUGAGUUUCAUUGUUGAUCACAACACGUUUUUUCGUACAUAACCUCGAGGCCCGUCCCGCAGUUUGUUGUUCGACCUGCAACUUUUUUUUAAACGCAUCAAAGUCCAGAAACAUGCCUGAAUUAACGGAAAUCGAUGCGACGAAAAAGGUAAGCUUCGAGGAGCCCAAGAAGGACGCUGCAGACAGUGACAGCGAUUCGAGUGGCGUAGAUGUUGCUACCGGCAAAGGUGGUGAGGGAGCUAGCGGUGUCACCGCUGAAGACUUGUCCAACAAGGCCAGACAGUCGAGAGGCGAGAAGAAAGCCAGGAAAAUCAUAUCCAAACUUGGUCUCAAGCAGAUUCACGGAGUCAAUCGAGUGACUAUUCGCAAGUCCAAAAAUAUUUUGUUCGUCAUUAACAAUCCCGAUGUAUUCAAGAACCCAGCAUCCGACACUUACAUUGUGUUUGGUGAGGCUAAGAUCGAAGAUUUGAGCCAGCAAGCCCAAGUUGCAGCUGCUGAGAAAUUCAAGUCUGCAGAUAUGAUGCCAAGUGUAUUGGACAAAGAUGGUGCAUCCAGGCCAAUGGUCAGCCAGCCUAUCCAUGAAGAAGAAGAAGAAGAAGGCGAGAUUGAUUACAAGGGAGUAGAAGAAAAGGAUGUGGACCUAGUUUGUGCGCAAGCACAAGUAACCAAACGCAAGGCUAUUGAAGCGUUACUUAAAAACAACAACGACAUUGUCAAUGCUAUUAUGGACUUGACAAUGUAAAACUUAGAUAUAUAUAUAACGUUUUAAGGGAGAGAAUUAUCAUUGUUUAUACUUUUAGACUGAUAAUGAAAUCCAAUAAUAAAUAAGCACAUUUACUACAUGACCUUCUGUAAAAUUGAUUAUUUCCUUCACGUUAUUUGUAUAUAUACUAUUUUUUGGUUCAAUACAAAACUUUCUCUGGCUACGA